Galendromus occidentalis (western predatory mite) is the source of this 1197-nucleotide messenger RNA. RefSeq names its product mitochondrial inner membrane protein OXA1L. The coding region runs from base 24 to 1118 and encodes 364 amino acids. Gene Ontology annotation, biological process: protein insertion into mitochondrial inner membrane from matrix. NCBI's taxonomy places the organism in Eukaryota, Metazoa, Arthropoda, Arachnida, Mesostigmata, Phytoseiidae. The record is from RefSeq and is a predicted model, not a curated record. Gene Ontology annotation, molecular function: membrane insertase activity. Gene Ontology annotation, cellular component: mitochondrial inner membrane. The transcript has 9 exons.
CUUCAGAAAUAAAGUCCUGGAAAAUGUUGCCUCUCGCGCGGAGCUCGUCUCCGAUCUCGAGACUGACGACAGCGACGGUCGCAUACUCCCGAAUGGCGCUCAGUAGCAAAUUGAGGCAACCGAAGAACGUCGCGAGGCUCCCGGUGUCGCGCACCGUCUCAAGACUGCACAGCUCGGCUCUCUUCGUCAGAACUAUGAGCUGGUCGACGUCCCAACGACCUCCUUCGGCCAAUGCGUCUCCGGAGACCAUGGAAACGGUUGGGUCAUGGGGCCCUCAUGAAUUCGAUACCGACAUGGCGAUCGACCCGACGAAUGCCGUCGCUCCGAUCAAGAACUUCGUCGAGGCUGGAGCUUCGAGCUUGCAGGACUUGGGUCUGGGUUCCUAUUUCACCCCCGUCGGAUGGAUACAGAUAGCCAUGGAUUCCAUGCACUCCAUGGGUUUGCCAUGGUGGGCCGCAAUCGUAGCCACAACUGUAUGUUUCAGAGCAGUCACAGUUCCGCUACUUCUGCAAACUCACAGAUCCACGCCACAAUGUAUGGCGGUGAUGAUGAGAGUUCGCGACUCAGCGACACGAUUGCGACAGGCCCAGAUCGGAGCGGACCACGAACAGAUAGCCAAAGCUCUGCAGGACUUCAACGGCAUCAUGGCGCGAGAAUAUCCCCGCGCAAUGUUGAAACAGACCCUGCCGUCUGUUGCACAGGCACCGAUAUUCAUUUCUUUAUUCCUGGCUCUGAGAAGCAUGGCCAUCGCUCCCGUGGAGUCCUUGAAAACCGGCGGCUUUCUAUGGUUUCCCGAUCUGACGAUUGCAGACCCUUACUAUCUACUCCCUCUGAUGACCUGUGCUACUCUCGCUGCCAUCAUCGAAAUCGGAGCAGAAACUCCCGUCCGGGUGGACCAGUUCAAUGCGAUGAAAGUCCUGCGAUUCCUCCCAGUCAUCUUUUUCCCGCUGAUAAUGAAAUAUCCAGCGGCCGUUCUGUGUUUUUGGGCGACGAACAACUUCGUUUCCCUCGGGUUGGCAUACACGCUCAAGAUUCCUGCAAUACGGAAGAAAUACAAUCUUCCGCCGUUGAGCGAAAUGCGGAUCGGAAAUGACAAUGCGUCGGAAAAGAGGAAUUGAAUGCAGCAUGAGUUACAGGAAAUAAGAUGUACCCAUGGACAUCACUGUUGAGAGAGCAGAACAUGUCAACCUCUACCGA